UGAUCAAUUGAGGCACUUGUUUUGACCAAUUUUCCCAUAUGUGCCUCAACGACAAACAAAGCAACAGACCUAUCCAAAGUUACAUGUCGAUAGACUCAAACGAUAAACGGUUGACUCAAUGACGACAUUACACUAGAGAUAAAUUGUGAAAGGAAACUACCCUCGAAUAAAAACAUCGUGUUCAAAAUAUGAAAGCCAAGCCAAAUUCCCAUCCGCAAAUGUCAAAUAUCGAUAUUGUCUUCAUUGAGGACUGAAUGGUUUAACCCGCUUCAAACGCACUAAAUUUAAUGAUUGAAACCUUCAACCAAGUAUUAGUUUUCAGAAAAUCAGUAAUCUUGUAUGGAUACAGCGUGUAUCCAUUCAGAGGUUCUGUAACGUAUAGCUCGUAUAUGUGGUACAAAUCUCUUGCGGAUCGCCUUUCACAAGAGCGCAAAAAAGUCAAAACGGCAGAUGGCGCAUGGCGCAAGUGCAAAGUUGUAAGAGCAAGUAUUUUCUAGAUUAACAUCAUGCCAAAGCAAACAUUUUGUUCCAAAAAUGAAUGUGACGGAAAUGCUGAUGCUAGGCGAUGAUGUGCAUGGUUUCAAUUUCAAUGAGGAACAAUUAGUUAAAUAUAUUGAUAGAGGGCCCUAUUUCGAUACGACAGCCACGAAAAACGUAACAUCUCUCGUUGGCAAAACCGGACAUCUAAACUGUCGAAUUAAGAAUUUGGGAAAUAAAACGGUAUCUUGGAUAAGACAUAGAGAUCUGCACCUACUAACAGUAUCUGAAAGUACAUAUACAUCGGACCAAAGAUUUACGGCAAUAUACAAUAAGCAAACUGGCGACUGGUCAUUACAGAUCAAAUAUCCACAAAUAAGAGAUUCCGGAGUUUACGAGUGUCAAAUAUCAACAACACCUCCAGUGGGAUAUACAAUGAUUUUCUCUGUUGUGGAACCAAUAACAACUAUACCAGGCGGACCAGAGUUAUACAUAGAUUUGGGAUCAACUGUUAAUUUAACAUGUAUUGUCAAACAUCUUCCUGAUCCACCUCUAAUGGUGCACUGGACUCACAAUAAUCAAGAAAUUAACUAUGAUUCGCCAAGAGGAGGAGUAUCUGUAAUAACCGAAAAAGGUGACAUAACCACAUCCUAUUUGCUAAUACAGCGAGCUCAAAUUUCGGACUCCGGAAAGUAUUCGUGUCUGCCAUCUAAUGCCAACUCUAAAUCCGUUUACGUUCACAUCUUAAAUGGGGAUCAUCCAGCGGCAGUCCAACGAGGAAACAUGUUUGUAGGCUUAAGUUUUAACGCAUUGAUAUUGUUAAUGAUAAUUGCACAUAUUUAGGGACGUAAUUAAAAAAAUUGAUAUUUGUAAAUAUAUAUAU
This is a messenger RNA of Drosophila hydei, 1360 nucleotides long. It is a transcript of the gene dpr21, whose product is annotated as protein CEPU-1. The record is from RefSeq and is a predicted model, not a curated record. Gene Ontology annotation, cellular component: neuron projection membrane. NCBI's taxonomy places the organism in Eukaryota, Metazoa, Arthropoda, Insecta, Diptera, Drosophilidae. Gene Ontology annotation, biological process: synapse organization. The transcript has 7 exons. Bases 535 to 1320 code for a protein of 261 amino acids.